Elaeis guineensis (African oil palm) is the source of this 721-nucleotide messenger RNA. Its product is annotated as probable steroid-binding protein 3. Gene Ontology annotation, cellular component: membrane; endomembrane system. Lineage: Eukaryota; Viridiplantae; Streptophyta; Magnoliopsida; Arecales; Arecaceae. The record is from RefSeq and is a predicted model, not a curated record.
UUUCUUUUUGCCUCUUUCGCGACCCCAGGCUAUUACCUAACCUCAUAUUUCCGCACAUCUCACCCAAAGCUUGUCAUUGUUUCUGUUCUGUGCCACUGGUUUCUAAGCGGAUGGAGCUGACGGCGCAGCAGCUGAAGGGUUUCGACGGUUCGGACCCGAGCAAGCCCAUCUACGUCGCGAUCCGGGGGACGGUCUACGACGUCACCUCCGGCAAGGGCUUCUACGGCCCCGGCGGCUCCUACGCCGUCUUCGCCGGCCGGGAGGCGAGCCGGGCGCUGGCUAAGAUGAGCAAGAACGAGGAGGACGUCUGCGGCAACCUCGACGGCCUCUCCGACAAGGAGAUCGGCGUCCUCCAGGACUGGGAGAAGAAGUUCCAGGCCAAAUAUCCUGUAGUCGGCCGCCUCGCCGCUUGAAAUCCCUUCAGUCUAUCCAUCCCAGAAUAAAAGAUGCGAACUUGAUACUUAUUGAGGUUUUAUUUCGUGUGCCUGCUGUCGAUUAGUGCUUGUCGAUGGAUUUUAUCUUGUUCGAUAAUGAGGGGAGGUCAGGUUGUGUAUACAAUUUACUAAAUAAGUGAAGACUCCGUGUGUGAAUUCAGUAAGCUGUUGCCUUCGUUAUCGAAAUCCGAUGUAAUAACCGAUUCGAUCUAUACAUCAUAAUUAGGGCUUGAUUUGUAUGGGAUUCGUGAAUUGAUGCUUCUUGACGGCUUUUGUUCGAUUUGGCA